UGUGGACCUGUUGUAAUUUGAAAGGAGCUGUUGAUAGAAAGAUAAAGGGAGAGAAAUGGCAGUUGCAGCAGGAAGGGCUUUCCUUGUGCAGCCAUCUUCUUUAUGCUUUGCUUCGCAUAACAAUUUACCGAAGCAUUCAUUUGGUAACACAAGCACAUCCUUGCUUGUUAAACCAGGAAAUGCUCGAGGUUUUGCCCGACACAUGGUUCGAGCCCAGGUGCGCCCUACUUGGCUUCCUGGGCUCGACCCCCCAGCAUAUCUGGAUGGAAGCUUGGCUGGGGAUUUCGGGUUUGACCCACUUGGGCUUGGAGAGGAUCCGGAAAGCUUGAGGUGGUAUGUGCAGGCAGAGCUGGUUCAUUGUCGCUUUGCAAUGCUUGGAGUUGCAGGAAUUCUCCUAACAGAUUUACUGCGUGUAACAGGAGUUCUCAGUAUACCAGUAUGGUACAAUGCAGGGGCAGUUAAAUUUGGGUUCGCCAAUACAGAGACUUUGAUCAUUGUGCAGUUCCUUUUGAUGGGAUUUGUUGAAACUAAAAGAUACAUGGAUUUCAAGACUCCUGGAUCUCAAGCGAAAGAUGGAUCCUUCUUCGGACUGGAGGCUGCAUUAGAAGGUUUAGAACCCGGGUAUCCUGGUGGUCCAUUGCUAAAUCCUCUUGGUCUAGCAAAAGAUAUCAAGAAUGCUCAUGAGUGGAAGCUUAAAGAGAUUAAGAAUGGACGGCUUGCCAUGGUGGCCAUGCUCGGCAUGUUUGUACAAGCUUCUGUUACUCAUGCAGGACCCGUCGAUAAUCUUCUGUUACACCUCUCGGACCCAUGGCACAGGACCAUUGUUCAGACCCUAGCUAACUCUGGCUCUUAAAUGUAAACUGAAGUUGGUCUUUGCAUCACAUGUAAACUGAUGAAAUGUAAACUUCUUCAAUUUUAUGCUUGUGAAAUAUCACGUGUGAAAUAACGGUAAAAGAUGUUCAAUAAAUAAAAAUAUAAGGAAUUUUGAUCACCGAUCAGUCGUAAA
Molecule: messenger RNA, 1006 nt
Organism: Rosa chinensis
Lineage: Eukaryota; Viridiplantae; Streptophyta; Magnoliopsida; Rosales; Rosaceae
Product: photosystem I chlorophyll a/b-binding protein 5, chloroplastic
Exons: 6
Coding region: 56-853 (265 amino acids)
Biological process (GO): photosynthesis, light harvesting in photosystem I; response to light stimulus
Cellular component (GO): membrane
Source: RefSeq, a predicted model, not a curated record